UGUCUUCUUCUACAACCGGAAGUGAGAGUAAUUCUACGUGUGCGCUUGUAAUACAGGCUGAAGCGUCACUCAGACGAGAUAUAAAAAAGCAACAUAAAGAAAAAGGAUGGUGACGGAUGUGCAGCUGGCCAUCUUUGCCAACAUGCUCGGCGUGUCCUUAUUCCUGCUGGUCGUCUUGUACCAUUAUGUUGCUGUCAACAACCCUAAAAAACAGGAUUAGAGUCCAGCUGCCAUGACUGCACAGCCUGGUUGGAUGUGCGUCGGGAGUCACGACUCUCCUCCUGCUCUUCUCUGAAGACCAGUUUCUGUUGCACACAAAUGUUUCUGUUUUCUAAUAAAAAUGUUUGAAUCCCA
Molecule: messenger RNA, 354 nt
Organism: Austrofundulus limnaeus
Lineage: Eukaryota; Metazoa; Chordata; Actinopteri; Cyprinodontiformes; Rivulidae
Gene: ost4
Product: oligosaccharyltransferase complex subunit 4 (non-catalytic)
Exons: 3
Coding region: 107-220 (37 amino acids)
Cellular component (GO): oligosaccharyltransferase complex
Source: RefSeq, a predicted model, not a curated record